CUUUGACCUGAUUCUUGGCCUGCAAGGAGUAUAACUGGUAUGCAAGUGUUCAAUAAAGCCAGAGGAGAACAUUCCACAUAUUCUAAAAUGACCUGGACUUCUUCAGCAUGUUUGGCAUUCGGAAUGCUCCUGUGUUCUGCUCUGGGAGAGUGGAAUGGAAAUGGUUUGACUGGAGUGGUUGGAUCUACAGUAACUGAAGAAACUCAUGGGAAUCCAGAAACUAGGAUCACUGAAGCGACUUGGGGAACUGCAAUAACAGAGGAAAAUGCAGAAAAAGGCUGGACUGGAAAACUGUUGGUGGUGCCUAUGGAUGGGAGCCACUGGACAGGGAUAAAGGCGGUGGCAGAAGAACUGGGCCGCAGAGGCCACAAGGUGGUGGUGGUGAUGCCAGAAAUCAGUAUUAGGUUGGAUUCCAGCAAACACUAUGUAACUAAGACAUUCCCAGUAUCAUAUGGGCGAGAAGUACUAGACGAACUACAGGCACGUAACGCAGAGGUGAUGCAGAGCACACCACUGCCCCUACUGGAGAGAAUCAACACCAGAAUCAACAACUUGAGAAAGUUUGCAGCAUUCCAAAAAGCCACCAGUGAGGGGCUUCUGUUCAACGAGGAGCUGAUGAGUUUUCUGAGGGAGCAGAAAUUCGAUGCUGUCCUGACCAGUCCAGCAGUGCCCACCGGAGCCAUUCUGGCUUAUAAUCUGUCUCUUCCUGCAGUCUACAUGCUCCGGGGCAUGCCCUGCGGUCUGGACUCUAAAGCCACAGCUUGUCCUAACCCUCCCUCCUAUGUCCCUCGCUUUUUCACUAAAAACUCUGAUCGGAUGAAUUGGAGAGAGCGGGUGCUGAACGUGAUAAUGAGUAUGUUGGAGCCUUUGCUGUGUAAGUUUCUGUACUGGUCCUUCGAGGAUUUGGCAUCCCUUGUAAUGAACAGACCCAUCAGCAUGCUGGAAAUCCUAAGAUCUGGAGCAGUGUGGCUGCUGAGGUACGACUUCACAUUGGAGUUCCCUAAACCACUAAUGCCCAACAUGGUGCUGAUUGGUGGACUCAACUGCGCCAUCAAGAGGCCACUUAAUCCGGAAGUGGAGGAGUUUGUGGAAGGAUCCGGAGAACACGGCAUUGUGGUUUUUACGCUCGGGUCUCUGGUACAAUCAAUGCCAGCAGAAAAGGCCUCCGUCUUCUUCCAGGCCUUCAGCCAAAUCCCUCAAAGAGUUCUUUGGCGUUACACAGGAGAACUUCCAGAUCACGUUCCUGAAAAUGUGAAGCUAAUGAAGUGGCUUCCUCAGAACGACCUGUUAGGUCACCCGAAAGCCCGUGCCUUCAUUACUCACGGUGGAACUCAUGGUAUCUAUGAGGGCAUCUGCCAUGGCGUUCCUAUGGUGAUGUUGCCACUCUUCGGUGACCAGGGAGACAACGUGCACCGGGUAGCAAGUCGAGGAGUGGGCGUUGUCCUGAACAUCCAUGACAUCACUCCAGAGAUGCUGAUUGAUGCCCUCAACACGGUCAUCAACGAGAGCAGUUAUAAGGAAAGGAUGGUGAAGCUCUCAGCUAUUCAUAACGACCGACCCAUAGAGCCACUGGAUCUGGCUGUCUUUUGGACAGAAUUUGUAAUGAGAAACAAAGGAGCGGGACACCUGCGACCAGCUGCUCACGACCUAAACUGGUUCCAGUAUCACAGUCUGGAUGUGAUUGGCUUCCUGCUUGUUGUCAUGGUGAUUGUAGUCAUGGUGCUGAUUAGGUGCUGCGUGUUUUGUUUACGACGAUGCGGAAGGAAACUGCAGAAGCGGAAGGAGGACUAAGUCCAGAGGAGGAAUACCAGAAACAUUUUCCAAGUCUUCUGGAGAAAUUCCGUUAAAACUAGGAUUUAUAAAAUACAAUACUAAUCAUAAUCUUAAUUUUAAUCCUCCCUUCUGUCUGAUAGUGAGAAUCUACACAGAAUGAUAUGAUUUUUUCCUCAACCGGUUCUCACUGCACUGAUUUACGCAGGCUGAAGUUUUAAAUGUUAUUUUAAAUAUCAGAUCAAACUAUUUUAGAAUUUAUUUGAGUUUUUCUUAUAUCAGAUCUGUGUUUCUCUAUUUUACUAUAAAGUGAUGUCAACUGUCAAUUUAAUCAAUAAACACAUUUUCUCAAAA
Astyanax mexicanus (Mexican tetra) is the source of this 2124-nucleotide messenger RNA. RefSeq names its product UDP-glucuronosyltransferase 1A1. The transcript has 5 exons. The coding region runs from base 40 to 1791 and encodes 583 amino acids. Lineage: Eukaryota; Metazoa; Chordata; Actinopteri; Characiformes; Acestrorhamphidae. The record is from RefSeq and is a predicted model, not a curated record. Gene Ontology annotation, molecular function: UDP-glycosyltransferase activity.